AUGAGAUACAGUCCAGCAAACUCCUAUGUUGCCUUCUGUGCUAUUUUGAAACGUGUUAAUAACGACUUCUGGUGUGAUGGUCUCACCGAAUCGAGAGAAAGCGACGAGUUGAUUCAAGAGCUAAAUCAAGGUCUAAGAAGCGGACGUUUCAUUCGGCAAAGGGACCUACGCCCAGGUUCUAUUGAAUCCAACAAUGUUCAACCUCAGCGCAAUCACGCACUACAAGAAAAUGAGCAGACUCCAUACGUGCCUAAUGUGGUUCCAAGGCUUGGACUAAGAGAUAACGGCUCAAGAUAUACAGAUGUGGAGAGAAAACUGAUAGGACAGCUUCGAGACGUGAUUGCACACCUUGAUCUUGCUGAUAUCAAACAGCAAAUCAGAGCUAAAGAACUAGAAGAGGCCUAUGCUAGAUUCCAACGAGAUGUACGCGAUUUUGAAGCAGAAAAAGAGGCCGAAAAGGAAAGAGUUCAGCGCAUUCGACGACAGCUAGAUCGAGAAAGAAAAAUAGCAAUGAAGGACGGCGCUGAGAAAGAAAAAGCGAUUGCCGAACAGGUCGAAGAUUUGACUAAAACUAUCGCCCAGAAGGACCGACAAAUAUCUACGCUACGCGUGCGAUUGAGAAAAGCAGAGGAGCAAGUAGAGUCAAAAGAUAAGGAGUUAGAAGAAACCAGCCAGAAGAUGGUGCGCCUAGAGAAAACCUGCAAAAUUCUUCAGGUAAAAGUUGAAGACUUACUAAAUUUUAAGAAAGUCCUAGGCCAAUAGCU
This is a messenger RNA of Strongylus vulgaris, 764 nucleotides long. NCBI's taxonomy places the organism in Eukaryota, Metazoa, Nematoda, Chromadorea, Rhabditida, Strongylidae. The record is from the annotation of a GenBank genome assembly.